AUGCUCAUCGACGAUACCACUCCGACAACCAGCAGCAACGACUGGCGCACUCCUUUCAUCAAGUAUCUCUCGGACGGUUCAGAGUUUCAAGAUAAAACGGAGAACGAGCGCCUUAUCCGGCGAUCUAGAAAUUACAUACUGGUCGAUGGCAAACUUAUGCGUAAGAACGCAAGUUCAGAAGUCUUGCUGAAAUGCAUAUCCCAAGAUGAUGGCGUCAAGCUUCUGGAUGACAUACAUGCUGGGUCCUGUGGUAACCACGCCGCUUCCAGAACACUGGUCGAGAAGGCUUUCCGGGCAGGUUUUUACUGGCCAACUGCAGUCGCUGACACCGAGAAACUGCUCCUCGCCAGCCUGGCGUCCAUCCUCCAGCGCACCAGCACGCUCCUAUUAGAGCCGCUCCCUUUCUUCUCGGAGGCGCCCAAUCUCCUCCUCUAG
Sorghum bicolor (sorghum) is the source of this 435-nucleotide messenger RNA. RefSeq lists its product as uncharacterized. The transcript has 2 exons. NCBI's taxonomy places the organism in Eukaryota, Viridiplantae, Streptophyta, Magnoliopsida, Poales, Poaceae. The record is from RefSeq and is a predicted model, not a curated record. The coding region runs from base 1 to 435 and encodes 144 amino acids.